This is a messenger RNA of Amborella trichopoda, 1431 nucleotides long. The record is from RefSeq and is a predicted model, not a curated record. NCBI's taxonomy places the organism in Eukaryota, Viridiplantae, Streptophyta, Magnoliopsida, Amborellales, Amborellaceae.
GACACGCGCUUCGUGAAGGUCGUCGUGCCAAACUCUUCAGCGGGCCGCCUGCCGGUCGUAUUUUUGUAUUUUAUGUGGAGGAAGAAUAUCGUCCCCUUUUUUUCUCUCUGAAAAUUAGGUACAAUUUAUUUAACAUAAUAUCUUUGGAUUUCUCUGCAAUGGAUGAAGAUAUCAGCUGCUUCUCAGACUUGUUUGACAUCUCUGACGAAGAAAUUGGAGCUCCGAUAAUAUUUCAUGAAUUUGGGCUCCAUCAAAAUUUGGAUACCGCAGACCAACUCAUCUUCGAUAUUUUCGAACCACAGGACUUCCCUCUUCUCCAGCCCACCUCCAUCUUCGACCUCUCUGACUCCAACAAGUCUAAUGAAUUCUGCCCCUGUCCUGAAAACAGCGAUUUCUGUUCUGGUGAUUCUCAUGAAUUCAUCCGCGAAAACCGCAACUUUAGCUCAGACGGUUCUCAUGAAUUCAGCCAAGAGAGCGGCAAUUUUGAUUCGAAAGACUCGCAUGAAUUCAGCGGUGAAAACUGCGGAAAUAUGCAGGCUGAAUCCACAGAAAAACACAGGAAAAAACCGGUCACCAACUUUUAUUUGAAGCCAUUCAUCCGGCGAAGAACACGAAGCAAGAGGAGAAGGCGGGCGGGGCCUGCUCUUAGUAAGUUGUGGCGUGGGGUAAGAGGCAGCGGCGAGGUCCGCAGGUGCGUACACUGCUUGACGCAGCGGACCCCGCAGUGGCGGGCCGGCCCGCUUGGGCCGAAGACACUGUGUAAUGCCUGUGGGGUGAGGUAUAAUUCCGGAAGGCUAUUUCCGGAAUAUCGACCGGCGGAUAGCCCGACUUUUAUUAGAGAGAUUCACUCUAAUAGUCACAGGAAGAUUGUGGAGAUGAGGAAGAAGAGGUUUCAAGUUUCAGUUCAAUUAGAGGAGAGGAGCUCAAGUUCUUGAUCAUUCUUGGGACAUUUUUUUUUGUGAUUGGGGAAUCAUUUGGGGAUGAUAUUUUUGAAAGUGGAUUGCUUUUGAUUCACUCAAAGGGUAGAAGUUUAGCAAGGCCUAGGGUAGGUUAGAGUUUAUAUUCAUUCAAUUCGUAUAAUAUUGGGUUUAGGUUGAGAUUAUGAGGAGCAUGCUUGGGGUUUAAAUGGGACUUAACUACCUAGUAAUGGUUUGCUAAUGACACUAAAGUAGGAGUGAUUCUAUUCUCUAAAUUUUAUUUUUGAUUUUGAUGGGUGGAAGGGGCUUUGUGAUGGGGGGUUUUGGUAUUUGUCCACUAGAUAGGAAUUUUUGAAAAUAAACCCUCGACACUAGGACUAACAAAAUAGAAUUUUUGAACCACGGUUUUUAUAUGGGAUUACAUACAAAGAGACUAUUUAUCUUUUGUAGGCGACAAUCAUUCCCACCUAUUAGAUGUCAAAUUGGAUGGCUUGGGGUGAAUAAUAAAGUGUGA